Bipolaris oryzae ATCC 44560 is the source of this 452-nucleotide messenger RNA. RefSeq lists its product as uncharacterized. NCBI's taxonomy places the organism in Eukaryota, Fungi, Ascomycota, Dothideomycetes, Pleosporales, Pleosporaceae. The annotation marks the transcript as partial. The record is from RefSeq and is a predicted model, not a curated record. The transcript has a single exon.
GUCAGGGUCAGGGUCGGGGUCAAGGUCGUGGUCAAGGCCGGGGUCAGGGCCGGGGUCAAGCCCAAGCCCAAGCUGGAGCUGCGAACGGUGCCCAAAACAACAACGCUGCUCAGAAUAACGCGGCCUGCAAUGGUGCUGCAAACGGUGCUGCAAAAGGUACUGGUAAUGCUGCUACUGGUAACGCUGCUACUGGUAACGCUGCCACUGGUAAUGGUGCUACUGGAAAUGGUGCCACUGGCAAUGCUGCUACUGGCAAUGCUGCCACUGGAAAUGCUGCUACCGGCAACGCUGCUACUGGCAACGCUAAAACCGGCAAUGCUGCUACCGGUAAUGCUGCUACUGGUAGUGCUGCCACUGGUAAUGCUGCCCAGAACGCUGCUCAAGGCCAGCGCCAGGGCCAGCAGGCUCAGAACCGGAAGACCCGCAGGACCGAAAAAGUCUGGAAGGCUUAG